GGGCGACAGACGACCGUGUAUGACGUAACGCUUUACGCACCGCGCGCGUCUCCCUGUACGUAUAUCAGCGUGCGCGCUCCCGCUCAACUCCUUUCUCUUUCCGGCUCCAUCUUGUACGGUGGUGGCGUCUCGUGCAUAGCUGGAACCAUGCAGCUGUUCAUCCGUGCUCAGAACCUGCACACCCUUGAGGUGUCUGGCCAGGAAACAGUAGCUCACAUUAAGGCUCACAUUGAGUCCCUGGAGGGCAUCGCAUCUGAGGAUCAGGUUGUUCUCUUGGGUGGAACUCCCUUGGAGGAUGAAUCUCUCAUUGGGCAAUGUGGCAUCAGCGAGUUUACCACCCUGGAGGUGGCUGCUCGCAUGCUGGGUGGUAAGGUCCAUGGCUCCCUGGCUCGUGCUGGGAAGGUGAGAGGCCAGACUCCCAAGGUUGCCAAGCAAGAGAAGAAGAAGAAGAAGACUGGCCGUGCCAAGAGACGCAUGCAGUACAACCGGCGCUUUGUCAAUAUUGUGCCAGGCUUUGGCAAGAAGAAGGGUCCCAAUGCUAACUCCUAAAUGGCACACUUCACCCAAUAAAGCAGAUGUCACCUGAG
This is a messenger RNA of Trachemys scripta elegans, 587 nucleotides long. RefSeq names its product FAU ubiquitin like and ribosomal protein S30 fusion (gene FAU). NCBI's taxonomy places the organism in Eukaryota, Metazoa, Chordata, Testudines, Emydidae. Gene Ontology annotation, cellular component: ribosome; cytosolic small ribosomal subunit. The record is from RefSeq and is a predicted model, not a curated record. Gene Ontology annotation, biological process: translation. The transcript has 5 exons. Gene Ontology annotation, molecular function: protein binding; structural constituent of ribosome. The coding region runs from base 148 to 549 and encodes 133 amino acids.